UCCACACACAAGAGUAUAUAACAGGGAUGCUCAGGCAGCAUACUGGCAAGGGAAGGCAAGCAAGAGAGUCAGGGGGAAAGACAUUAUUUUUUUUUCUCCUGUGUGGUUUUUGAAAAGCAAGGCAACAGCAUCUUUAGACAAGAUGUGCUCUUGCAGGAAUUUAAGUGGAAGAGACAAAGAAACCAUGCCACCAGCAGCAUCGGAGAAAAAAACUGAAAUCACCAAGCAAUGAGAAUUCAGUCCAGAGAAUCUGAGGAGAAGAAAAAGCAAACUGGCAAACAGAGAUCAGUCAGGAAAUAAUUCAAGUAGAAAGAGAUAUAAAAAAUUUGGUGUUUGUAACAUUUUCACAGCAGCAUCACCAUAAAGAAAUUGUAUUCUGGAAUUUCCAUCAGGGAGUGACGAGCACUACAAUUAAGAUCCAAACAACAGCCUCAGUGCUGCAGUUUCUCCAAAGAACAUCUUCCCUUUCCACAGGCAGAUCAGCAUCAAGAGAGACAAAAAACUCCCAAGCAACAUCCUGAUGGGAAUAACCGUCCAAAACAUCACAGGAAGCACAGCAAUGGUAAUUUGGCCAAAAAUGGCUGGUUGUGUUGACAGCUUUUACAGCAUCAUGUACCACCCUAACUGGAACAGCAUGCUAUCCAGCUACUCCAGAAAGAGCUUUCAGAAGGAAGAGAGGGUGCCCACCACCCGCUCCUCCUUUGUUGUUGAAAACCUGACUCCCCUCACAACCUACAUCAUGUGCGUGACCUGCCAGUCUGCAAACCCCUCCAGCGACCAGUGCAGAGUUUUUAACACACUGGAACGAGACCCAGCAUCAGCGAGAAACACCAAGAAAGAGCUGGCACUGGGCAUCUGGCUCACCAGCAGUGUCCUGCUCCUCAUCAUUGCUGCAGUCCUGCUCUACGGCUGCCUGCACCUCCUGUGCCACAGGAGACGCGAGCGUUUGCAAGAGCGGAAUGGGACCUCCAAACAACUGCACGAGGAGCCAUGGACCAAAAGCGUGGUGCACACCUCAGAUGAGUUCAGCAGGCAGAGCCAGCAGACACAGGAUGCUGAGGAAAAGCAUCCAGGCGGCAUCCAGCUAGCCACAAUCAUAGAGAAUCCCUCAGUGUGCAAUGAGCCCAUCGUGCCAUCUUCUAAAAGUCAGGAACAAGUCCCAGUAACAGGACAGCACUCAGCUAUAAAUUAGAAACAUUUCAUCCAAGAGAAGUUUUUUACUAUGUAAGAUACCUGAGCUACUUCAAACACAUCACACGCACUGAGCUUUGACUUCUGGCCACAGCACUCCUGGCUGUACCUCUGAUGCCACACUCCUUUCCAACAGCCUGUAUGCAAAGGUUCACAAAGCAUGCAAAGUGCCCUAGAAGUGAGCACUUCAGCCAUCCUGCAUUUUUCAAAAAGGAAGCAUGUAGCAGGUAAUUGGUUUACAUUUCAAGGGGAUGUUUUCGUUUCUUUUCUUCAGUCUAAAACAGCAAACAAAUAUAAAAAGUAAUCAAAAGUGACCAAAAGAAUUUUUGUUAACUACCAUGAAUAAAACUGAGUAGGAGUUUUCAGAUGGCAACCUAAACUGCUACACUAUAGGCAACUGGAACAUACACACAGAAUGCAGUGGUUUGCCAGUGUGAGAUUUACCCUGACAAUCCCAGCUGCUUUAAAAAACACACACUACAAACAGUACUACACUCAGACAGCACACUUCACUGCCCAGGGUGUUGUCUAUCCCUCCCAUCUCCACUGAAGUCAGUCUCAGAAUGUAAGACAAACUCACCAGGGUUAACUGUAUUCUCUAAUCUGUCUUAUUUUCCCUCUGACUAAAUACAUGCAAGAUACUGACUUUGUAAGGACACGUCUAAUUAAGGAAAUAUCCUGGGUUACCAUAUUUUGCACUCUUCUGCUCUCACCACAAGCUACCUUCUGCUCCAUAGGCCAGUGACUCUCUGCAGAGGAAAUGGAAUUCAGAGAUGCAGCUCCUGGCCCUUCCUUUUCUCUUUCCCUUUCAGUUUUAAUGACAAUAUGCAUUAAUCAGCUGCAAAUUCCUUUCCAAUUGCACAGUACAUUAUGUGUAAUAAAAGGGGAAAAAAAGUAAAAACAUGCCAAAAUGCAUUUUAUUUUUGUAACAAGAAAACCUGCUGAUCAUCUCGCUCUGCCUUGAGCUUCAUGGUAAGGUGCCAAGGUCCUUCAGAGAGAAAUCUGUUCACCCUCACAACAUGACAAGUGUCAUCUGAUUUACAUGUAUAAGUCACCCUGUUUCAAACCUAUUAAGUGCAUUUGUGUUCCAUAAAAACAUAAUAAAUCUUAGUAUUGCUGUAUAUUAUGCCUAAAAAAAGAAAGGUGCACUGAGACUGCUGGCACUUAAUUGCUCUUGGUAUGAAUGUAUGUGUGAAGUCUGCUCUCUCUGACACAGCUUGGUUGUACCACUGAAGGUUGGAGAACUUCUGGCUGGGCAGCUGCCAUCCCUCUCACCCGGGCCCUGGAAGCUAAGGGGGGAUACAAUUUUGGCAGGAGAUCUCCCCACGAAUACUUCACAGCAGGUAGCGGAUCGUUUCAGCUACUCUAUUUUGACAACAAUUCCCACGACUUGUGAAAUGCAUCAAGUCUCAGAGUGCUAGGGAGAAGCUGGCAUAAGUGUGAUGAAUCUUCUUAACUUUUUUUUUUUUUGAGUAGGAUAAGCAUGACACAUAGAAACGUUUGCUGAACGGGGGCGAGCAUGACUUUCAGAAAACACUUCAAAAGGUAUUGUGUGAAGUUAGAAAUAAUGUGUUCUCCACCUGCUGCAGAGCUCUUCUUCCACCUGACACGGUUUCCUUUGUCUUGCACGUCAGUCUCAAAUAAACUGUGAGAAUAACAGUUCA
Messenger RNA from Catharus ustulatus (Swainson's thrush), 2855 nucleotides. Its product is annotated as fibronectin type III domain-containing protein 9-like. Gene Ontology annotation, molecular function: protein binding. The transcript is spliced from 2 exons. NCBI's taxonomy places the organism in Eukaryota, Metazoa, Chordata, Aves, Passeriformes, Turdidae. The record is from RefSeq and is a predicted model, not a curated record. Bases 521 to 1192 code for a protein of 223 amino acids.